Phoenix dactylifera (date palm) is the source of this 2038-nucleotide messenger RNA. Its product is annotated as putative N-acetyltransferase HLS1. NCBI's taxonomy places the organism in Eukaryota, Viridiplantae, Streptophyta, Magnoliopsida, Arecales, Arecaceae. The record is from RefSeq and is a predicted model, not a curated record. Gene Ontology annotation, molecular function: acyltransferase activity, transferring groups other than amino-acyl groups.
AGGCGGUAAUGCUUUCUAUUAUCAUCAUUAGUAUUAUUACUAGCUAUGAGAGGGGAGAGAAAGUUUGGGUCCCAUGAUCCGAGCCCCCACUACGGUCUUUCUCUCUCCUCCCACGACCACCAGAAAAACGGGUAUAAAUACACCCCUCCACCUCCUCGCCCAUUAAAGCCUCACACUCCAAAUGAUCAACUGGUUAGUAGUUACUACCCAAACAAAGCCCCAACCGUCCCGAAGCAACGCAAAAGAUUGUAUUGGAGCGUAGCCAAACAAGAGUGCACUGCGUGAGAGAUCCACGAUUCAGUUAGGCAAAAGGAUAGAUAUAUCUCCCUCCCAUUUCCCCCCCUUUACACGUGAUCUCGCUCUCUUUCUGCUGCUUCUUCCACCAAGCCGUGAUCCCUUCUACUUCUUCUCUCCUUCCAUAACUAACUCGGGGGCUGAAAGCAGAGAUAAAAACUGAUACUGCUCUAUCCGGAAUAUAGUAGCGAGGGAAAGCGAUGGAAGAGGAGGGAGGAGGGAUAGUGGUGAGGGAAUUCAACCGGGAGAGGGACGGCGAAGGGGUGGAGGCGGUCGAGCGGAUGUGCGAGGUAGGGCCCAGCGGUGAGAUGACCCUCUUCACCGACCUUCUCGGCGACCCCGUCUGCCGCGUCCGCCACUCCCCGGCCUAUCUCAUGCUGGUAGCGGAGACGAGCGGGCCGGAGGGGGAGAUCGUGGGCCUCGUCCGGGGGUGCAUCAAGACAGUCGCCUGCGGCAAGAAGCCCCACCGCGCCGGUGCUCCUCCGAGGCACCACACGCCGAGCCCUAUCUACACCAAGGUCGCCUACCUCCUCGGCCUCCGCGUCUCCCCUUCCCACCGGCGGAGGGGAAUAGCGCUGAAGCUAGUGAGGCGGAUGGAGGAGUGGUUCCGAGAGAAGGGCGCGGAGUACGCGUAUAUGGCCACGGAUAAGGAUAACGAGGCGUCGGUGAGGUUAUUCACCGAACGGUGCGGCUACUCCAAGUUCCGGACACCGGCGAUCCUCGUCCACCCGGUGUUCGCCCACCGGCUCCCCGUCUCCCGCCGCGCCCAGAUCCUCCGCCUCCCCGCCGCCGACGCCGAGACCCUCUACCGCCGCCGCUUCGCCACCACCGAGUUCUUCCCCCGCGACAUCGACGCCGUCCUCUCGAACCCCCUCUCCCUCGGGACUUACCUCGCCGUGGAGCCGGGGUUCCGGUGGGAGGGCAUCGAGGCGUUCCUGGCGGUGCCGCCGGAGUCGUGGGCGGUGCUUAGCGUGUGGAACUCCAAGGAGGUGUUCCGGUUGGAGGUCCGUGGGGCGUCGCGGUGGUGUCGGGGGCUGGCGCGGACGACGCGAGCGGUUGACCGGGCGCUGCCGUGGCUGCGGAUCCCGUCAGUGCCGGACCUCUUCCGGCCGUUUGGGUUCCACUUUCUUUACGGCGUGGGCGGCGAGGGGCGGCGGGGGGCGGCGAUGGCGAGGGCGCUGUGCCGUCACGCGCACAACAUGGCGAGGGAUGGGGGGUGCGGGGUGGUGGCGACGGAGGUGGCGGCCUGCGAUCCCCUGCGGCGGGGGAUCCCCCACUGGGAGAGGCUAUCGUGCGCUGAUGACCUGUGGUGUGUCAAGCGCCUCGCCGAGGACUACAGUGACGGCGCCUUCGGGGACUGGACCAAGGCGCCUCCCGGGCCGUCCAUUUUUGUGGACCCCCGGGAGUUCUGAUUAGAAUCUUACUUUCUUCCUUCCAAAAUGUUUAGAAGUCUAGAAGAGGGGAAAAAUCGAGAGAGAGAGAGAGAGGAAAAAAAACAGGGAAAUCUAGGGGGAUUUUUUUUGUAACGGUGGAAACGGAAACGGGAUUUAGAUGGACGUUGCUCUCAUGUAGAAGAAGGAUAGGAGCCUUUUGUUUUUUUUUUUUAAGUUUAUUUUCUUGGAAAAUUUUGUAACGGUCUCGGGAUAUGGGAUGGAAUCGAGGGGAAGAUGUGGUGGAAAUGGAGUUGGCUUUUUUUUGUUUGCGAGUUUCGUGUCCUUUCUUUAAAAUUCUCACCCUCUUUAUA